AUGGAAGAGCAACACGAGGCAGGGGCCAGCACGGCCUCUUCGGGCUUUUCCUUUGGCGGGUGGAAGGGACAGCGCCUUGCUACAGCUGCCACCCCCUUUGCACAAUCAGCAUCCCAACAACACAGAAAGCAAGUCACCAGCCUGCCUUCUCACCCACCCCUUGAGGAAGCUGUGGAGGAGAGGACCCCGGAGGAGGUGAGUGGACCGCAGCUGCGGUCGGAGGGCAGCGAGCUGGCCGAAGCGGGGCGGUACCGGGAGGCCCUGGCCAAGUGGGAGCACGCCCUCCUCCUCACUCCCGACGACCCGCUUCUGUUCGAACUCAAGGCGCAGGUGCUGAUGGAGGAGGAAAGGUGGUGGGCGGCCGUGCUCGCCGCCACCCGCGCCACAGAACUCGACCCCCGCUGGGCCGAUGGCUUUGUGACGCGUGGGCGUGCAGAACUGAAUUACGGGGAGGUGGCACUCGCCAUAGCCAGCUUCGAGACAGCACUCGAUCUGCUCCCGCCCGACCACGGUUAUGUGACCCCCGUUGAACGGGAGCGUGCGGCGCCACCAAUCGACUACGACGCGUUGAAGUACAGGAAGCGAAGGGCCAUCAUCAGCGAACAGAACCAGCGGGAACAGCCGCCCGGCGGCGAGCAGCCUACGACGACAACGAGAGAGAAGAGCGAACGCGGGGCGGACGACGAUGGGGGGCAGGACCCGCGGACGCUGUGGGAGACGGUGCGGCAGGUGGGCGAGGCCAGCCUGCGCGAGAGGCGCGGGCGGACCGACCAACAAGACGGCACGACCAACGACUUUAUCGAAGAAUUCGAUGAAGCGGAAGGAGGAGAUGAAGAGGAGCAGAUGGACAUCGAAGGAGAGAAGAAAGGAAGCAACCACCAGUGA
This is a messenger RNA of Acanthamoeba castellanii str. Neff, 885 nucleotides long. RefSeq names its product tetratricopeptide repeat domain containing protein. The coding region runs from base 1 to 885 and encodes 294 amino acids. Gene Ontology annotation, molecular function: protein binding. The record is from RefSeq and is a predicted model, not a curated record. NCBI's taxonomy places the organism in Eukaryota, Discosea, Longamoebia, Acanthamoebidae. The transcript has 5 exons.